UAUAGAAGGGAUUGAAAGAGGGUAAAACUAAACCUAACCUGCAACAUUUCAGGCUUCAGCGCCGCUCUUCCCUUCUUCCGACACCAUCAUCUCCGACCGGCAGAUAUUUUACCAUCGUCGUCAUUCGAGAUCAGUCAUCUACCGCCAUACAGGAAACAGGAAAAUUAAUCCCAUCUUUCUUGAUAAAUUUUGAUGCUAUAAUUUGUUGUUGAACCCAUUUAGCUCUCCUUUGACCAUGCCUGCCUGGACAUAGUUCCCCAUCUUUUAUUUGACUUUGCUGUGUAUGAACAUAUAUUAUUUUUUGAUAUCUCAAACCUUAUUGUCUGCUCUUCCACCUUUCUCAUUAUUGCUGCAUUGUUGAUGGUAGAAAGCUAGAUACAAAUUUCCACAUAUCAUUUUGAGAAUUCAGUCAUUCACAGUUGUCUGCCAUUUUUGAACUCUCCUUGAGCAAAACCAUAUCAUAUCAUAUCAUAUCUAAUGGCACAGAUUCUAUUUCUAUCACUGUUGUUCUCACUUUGCCACUCCUUUUCUCCUUUUGAAUCUUGUUCCCAUUGCUCUCUUCUUUCUUCUGUAAAUGCUUCUUCUGGCUUCUGUGUAUCUAUCCCAGUUGCUGUUCAAGCUUUUAUUCCUAGAUACAUAACCAUAAGAUGCCAAGGACCACCCGGGCAAGGGCAGGGGCAGGGGCAGGUGGGGCAGCUUCCAAGGCCGAGGAAUCUCCAAAGGUAGUGGAAAAAGCAGCAUCUGAAACAGAAGAGCAGGUGGACUUUGAAGAGGAGGCUGUUGAAGAGGAGGUUGAAUAUGAGGAAGUAGAGGAAGAAGUGGAGGAAGAAGAAGAGGAAGAGGUUGAAGAAGAAGAAGAAGUUGAGGAAGAUGAAGAAGAAGAAGAAGAGGAGGAGGAGGAGGAAGAUGCUGAUGAUGAAGCAGACAGACAGAAAGCGGGGGAGGAUGAAGAAAUGGAGAAUGCUGAUGCUGAUGCUGAUGAAGAGAAAAAGUAUGCAGAACUUCUUGCCCUUCCUCCUUAUGGUUCAGAAGUAUAUCUUGGUGGAAUUCCUCUAGAUGUUUCCGAAGAUGAUGUCAAAAAGUUUUGUGAAUCCAUUGGAGAAGUCACAGAGGUGCGGAUAAUGAGGGGCAAAGAUGCAUCCGAGAAUAAGGGGUAUGCUUUUGUGACCUUCAGGACCAAGGAGUUGGCUUCUACUGCCAUCAAGGAGCUUAAUACUAAGGAGUUGAAGGGUAAAAGGGUGAGGUGUUCCACAUCUCAAGCAAAACAUAAGUUAUUUAUUGGUAAUGUUCCUAAAAGUUGGACAUUGGAAGACAUGGAAAAAGUUGUGAGAAAGGUUGGACCAGGGAUCAAUUCUGUUGAGCUGCUAAAGGAUCCACAAAACUCUAGGAGGAACCGUGGAUUUGCUUUCAUUGAGUAUUAUAACCAUGCAUGUGCAGAGUAUUCGAGACAAAAAAUGCUGAACCCUAAAUUUAAACUUGAUGAUAAUGCUCCAACUGUCAGCUGGGCUGACCCCAAAAAUGCAGAGUCUUCAGCUUCUUCUCAGGUGAAGGCAGUGUAUGUGAAGAAUCUACCAAAGAAUGUGACUCAAGAUGAGUUAGAAAAGAUAUUCGAGCACCAUGGAAAGAUCAUAAAAGUGGUUCUCCCUCCUGCAAAAGCAGGCCACGAGAGGAGUAGGUUUGGUUUUGUUCAUUUUGCAGAUAGAUCAAGUGUCAUGAAGGCUCUUAAGAACACCGAGAAGUAUGAGUUAGAUGGUCAAGUAUUGGAGUGCUCACUUGCUAAGCCACAAGCAGACCAGAAAUCAUCUGGAGGAUCUUCAAACAACCAGAAUAAGGCGGCUCUACUUCCAAACCACCACCCUCCUCGUGUUGGUUAUGGCGGCUUGGUAGGUGGUGCAUAUGGUGGUUUGGGUGCAGGAUAUGGGGCAGCCGCCUAUGGACAGCCGCCACUUAUAUACGGAAGGGGACCUUCAACAGCUGGUAUGGCCAUGAUGCCAAUGCUUUUGCCUGACGGAAGGAUUGGAUACGUCCUGCAACAACCAGGUAUGCAGCCACACUCACCACAGGCCAUGCAACAACAGCCAAGAGGUGGUGGUGGCCGGAGUGGUGGAGGAGGCGGCUCAGGUGGUGGUCAUAGGCGGGGUAAUGACAGUGGAGGUCGAGGAGGUGGAGGACGACGCUACAACCCGUAUUAGGAGGCCGGGUCUAAUGUUAAUUGUGUUUCAGAUGGAUUAACUUUAAGAGCACCUGGAGGGAUAGGGAUUGGGAUUGAAUGGUUAAAAAAACUUUGCCCAACUAAAUUGUUUUAACA
Lactuca sativa (garden lettuce) is the source of this 2308-nucleotide messenger RNA. RefSeq names its product RNA-binding (RRM/RBD/RNP motifs) family protein. Gene Ontology annotation, molecular function: RNA binding. Lineage: Eukaryota; Viridiplantae; Streptophyta; Magnoliopsida; Asterales; Asteraceae. The record is from RefSeq and is a predicted model, not a curated record.